This is a messenger RNA of Monoraphidium neglectum, 828 nucleotides long. RefSeq lists its product as hypothetical. Gene Ontology annotation, biological process: maturation of LSU-rRNA from tricistronic rRNA transcript (SSU-rRNA, 5.8S rRNA, LSU-rRNA); ribosome biogenesis. Gene Ontology annotation, cellular component: preribosome, large subunit precursor; PeBoW complex. The coding region runs from base 1 to 828 and encodes 275 amino acids. Gene Ontology annotation, molecular function: ribonucleoprotein complex binding. NCBI's taxonomy places the organism in Eukaryota, Viridiplantae, Chlorophyta, Chlorophyceae, Sphaeropleales, Selenastraceae. The transcript is spliced from 4 exons. The record is from RefSeq and is a predicted model, not a curated record.
AUGCCGAAGAGGGGCAAGCAGGGGGAGGAUCCCCCGAGGCCUGCCCCCGCCGACGACGACCUGCCUCUCCAAGCCGACCUCGACCUUGAUAGCGAAGACGAAGAUGAGCUUGCAGAUGAUGAGAUCGGCAGCGGCUCGGAUAGCGGCAGCGAGUCGGAUGACGAGGUGCGGGAGGCCCUCGCCGGAUACCUGCAAGCGGCGGCGGCCGGACGCCCCGCCGGUGCCAGGGGCGACGGCCAGCGGGCCACCACGUCUGAUGGCGACACGGCUGAGGAGGACGACGAUGAGGAGGAGGGCGAGGGGGACGAGAAGGGUACAGCGGCAAAGGGCGGCAGAAAAAGCAGCGGCGGCCGGCGAGACACACGGAGAGAAGGCAAUGGCGCCGGGCAGCAGCAGGAGCAAGCGCAGGAACAGGGGCAGCAGCAGCAGCAGCAGCAGCAGCAAGCGGAGGGCGACCCCGGGUCUGACUCAUCCGAGGAUGAGCGCCCCAACCGCAACACGGUCGGCAAGGUGCCGCUGGAAUGGUACAAGGCCGAAGAUCACAUAGGGAGUGGGGCACGCGUGCGACCGGCGCGACGCCAGUGGUGGGCUGUGCUGAGCUGGCGGUCACACGGCGAAAUCCGCAGCCGCGCCCCUGUGUUUGUGGAGUUGCUGCGCGUUGGCGGCACCGCAGGCUACGACUUGGAGGGGCAGAAGAUCGCGCGGCGGGGGCGGAAGGACAUGCUGGACGCGCUGCUGGCGCGCAACGACGGCGGCGCUGCGCUGCGCACGAUCUACGACGAGUACAACGACGAGGAGAUCGUGCUGUCCAAGGUUGGCGGGGCCUGA